This is a messenger RNA of Prunus avium (sweet cherry), 2344 nucleotides long. RefSeq lists its product as uncharacterized. NCBI's taxonomy places the organism in Eukaryota, Viridiplantae, Streptophyta, Magnoliopsida, Rosales, Rosaceae. The record is from RefSeq and is a predicted model, not a curated record.
AUAUAGUCAAGUUCACAGAGAGAGAAAAUAGUGUGUGAGAGAGAGAGAGAAACAAACGCUCGCUCACUCACUCUCACUUUUAAUUUCUUCUUUGGCUUGUUCAUCGCCAUCAUUACCAACAAAGCCAAGACAACACCACCUCACACCUCACCCUCUUCAAAUUCUGUAUCUUUUUCUCAAUUUUCAACUACCCAAGAACAGAACAGAACAGAGAAGAGCAGAGCAGAGCUACUAAUUCUCUGGAAGGAAAAAAGCUACUACAUAUUUCACUGUCAGAUCUUUUUUCAUGCUAAUAUAACUCUGUGAAAUCUGGGAUUUCUUCUUCUUUGUUGGUUAGCUCAAAGAGCAACAGCAUCGACCUUGAUCUGAUGCAAAUUUCACUCCUAGUUUGAGCUUUCACCUUGAUUUUCUGAUCUGGGUUCUGUCAUUUCUCUUUGGAGAUUUGAAGACUCCUUAGCUUGGCUGAUCUUUACUAUUUCCUUUAUUGGAAGAAUUUUGAUUCCAACCAAUGGAAUUGGAAGAUCAACAAUUCAAGCAUCUAUGCAAGUUCUGCGGCAAGAGUUUUCCCUGUGGUAGAUCCUUGGGAGGUCACAUGAGGUCUCACUUGACCAAUAAUUCGGUAGAAACAGAGGAAAGACUCAUCAUCGGCAAAGUUAAACUCCCAUCUGCCAACAAUGUUAAUUCUGAUUUUGAAACCGGACCUCAUCACCAGCCAGGUUAUGGCCUCAGAGAGAACCCCAAGAAGACUUGGAGGCUUGCAGAUUCAAGUGAGGACACUUCACUUCUCCCUGUCAAGUUUUGCAGAGAAUGUGGUAAAGGGUUUCAGUCUUGGAACGCUCUGUUUGGUCACAUGAAGUGCCACUCAGAGAAAGAAAGAGUUGUUAAUUCCAUCAAUAGCUUUGAUGAGGAAGAAGAAGAAGAUUCUUGGACUUGUGCCAACCAGAAGCUAGUCAUGGACAGCCAAUCUGACAACGAAACUACUACUCCCAAUAGGAGAAGAAGAUCGAGACGAAGAAGAACAAGGUACAUGGGCACAACAACCUCCUCUUCCAAUUUCUCUAUUGCUAAUGCUGCCACUUCCUCUGUUUCUGAGAUUGAGCAAGAACAAGAAGAGGUUGCUCUGUGUUUAAUGAUGCUUAAAAGGGAUGCGGGUCACUGGGGUGGCUUGAAAUUUGUAGCACAUGACUCCUCUGAUAACAGUUCUGUGUUCUCUGAAGCUCCUUCAUCAGGUCGAACAAAUCGGGUUAAUGCUGAUAUUAAGGGUAAGGUUUCUGUCUGCAGUGGUAUUGAGAUUUUGAAACUGAAGAAGAAACUUAAUAAAAAGACAUUGGAGCUUGGAAAUUUGGAUUCUGAUUUUUCAAAACAUGGGUCUAGGAUGAAAAAAGAAGAACUUUCUGCUGUUGGGUUUUCCGAAAAUGAUAAAUUGGUCAAGAAAAUGGAGUUAGCUCAACCUCAAUUGGGUUCAAACAACAAGUGCAAUUCAAGCAAGAGAAAAUUCCAGGAGGGUUAUGAUUUUGAGUCAAGGUCAGAGCAAUCUCUGAAAACAUUGAGCACAACUAGAGGUGAUGUUUUAGAUUCUGAAGCAGUCUGCAAGAGUUCACAACAGAGAAGCAAAUUUGAGUGCACUACUUGCAACAAGGUUUUUAGGUCAUAUCAAGCUCUAGGAGGCCAUAGAGCAAGUCAUAAAAAGAUCAAAGGAUGCUUUGCCUCAAAAGUUGAAAGCAGUGAAAACACCAUUGAAACAGACCACUCUCCUGAGCCAACAUCAGACAGUAAGCUCAGCAAGUCUUGCAACAAUGAAAACCCCAUUGAGCAUGAUGUUAAAGCUGAGAUUAGUACAAAGAGUAAAGGUCAUGCUUGUACAAUUUGCCUAAAAGUUUUCUCCUCAGGCCAAGCCUUGGGUGGUCACAAGAGAUCCCAUUUGAUUGGUGGUUCAGCUGAGAAUAAAAACAGCCAAACCAUUGUAAUUCAGAAACCUGCAGCACCUGAAGUCAGGGACUUUCUUGAUCUCAAUCUCCCUGCUCCUGUUGAAGAAGAGAGCAGUAGCAGCCAUGCUGCAGCCUUUAAGCCAUGGUGGGUUGGAAGCAGCCAUAAGCAUGAGGCCCUUGUUGGCCUCAUCUCCAACUGAGUUUCCUCUUUAAGUCCUGCCCAUGAUGGUUUCCAAUCCAAUAAAGAUUCAAGAGUGUACAGAUACAUAUUUCUGGACAUUAAUUCAUUAAUUCUUUACAGAUUUUAGAGUUUGCUGAGGCAUUGCUGCUCAUUGCCAGUUUCCAACAAAUUCUCAAUUACCAUUUCCAUCUUUUGUUACAGUAUACCAUAUAAAUCUCAUUUCCUUUAAAACUCA